Molecule: messenger RNA, 1525 nt
Organism: Rubroshorea leprosula
Lineage: Eukaryota; Viridiplantae; Streptophyta; Magnoliopsida; Malvales; Dipterocarpaceae
Source: the annotation of a GenBank genome assembly
UCUGCUUCUUCUCCUAAAUUCUCAAGAAAAAUGGCUGAAUCAGUUUCCAAAUGCAUCUCCAUUGUCCUCUUCCUCCUCCUCCUAUGUUCUUCUAUAGUGUCAUCCAUGGAAGAUCUUCAGGAUCAGAGCUUUCCUUCUUUCAGGAGAGAACUUUCUCAUGGGUUCAGUAUCAAAAACACCCUUGCAACACCAGAUAAUCCCUCCACAACAAUAAUCACCGUUCCGGCGACCAUUCCGUCUAAUCCUGUCACCGUAACGCCGAAUAAUCCGGCAGCUACCCCUCUUCCCAUUCCGGCCACUACUACACCAGUGACUGUCCCUUCUACCAACCCCAACAACCCAACAGUCCCGGUUACCACACCAGCUCCCAUCAGUGCCCCUGGGGCUCCGCCGGUGACUAACCCUGUAACCACAUAUCCGCCCCCAGCAGCAGGAGGGGUUCCGGUGACCACACCGGUGACAAACCCAGUUCCACCUGCAGCUGCCACAAAUGCUCCGGCGAAUCAGGGGCAGCGUUGGUGUGUGGCCAAGACAGGGGCUUCACAGACUUCACUCCAGGCAGCGUUGGAUUAUGCAUGUGGGAUGGGAGGUGCUGACUGUUCUCAGAUCCAGCAAGGUGGGAGCUGUUAUGAUCCCAAUAAUCUGCAAAAUCAUGCUUCAUAUGCUUUCAACAGCUAUUAUCAGAAGAAUCCAGUCCCAACUAGCUGUGAUUUUGGAGGAAAUGCAAUUGUAGUAAACUCCAAUCCAAGCUCUGGUUCUUGCAUUUACCCAUCUUCAGCAGCAUCAACAUCAACCCCAACCCCCGUUACAACGCCAUCAACAUCAACCCCAACUCCCAUUACAACGCCAUCAACAGCAACACCAACUCCCAUUACAACGCCAUCAACAUCAGGAGGAGGGGUGCCAGGUUCUGGUACUCCAACUUUAUCGAUGAACUCAAGCACCCCGAGCUCAUCUACGACUUCAUUCCCAGGUAUUGAUAACCCUUCUAGUUUUAACUCAACAUCAAUGUCAUCCGGGUUGCAACCAUUCGUCGGUUGUGUCAUUCUAUUAACAUCCUUUAUCACUGGAGCAAUCAUCCUGGAGGCAUAGAAUGGAAAGCUUCUGCAUGUAUAUAAACAGAUCAGAAGCUAAUGCUUGAGUAGAAGGUGAGAAUCAGCAGCAGUUUCAACUUGUUCACAGAUCUAAGCUUUCCAGGGAAUGAUAGAGGAGUUGGAGUUCAAAGAUACUAACUGCCUUGCAUUAGCUGCUUAGAAUGUAGCCAUGUUUAAUGCUCCAGGUUAAAAGUUUAAUUACAGACAUCAAGUAUGCAUGUUCUUUCAGGUAUGAUAUAUUAAAUUGGUAGUCUCAGAUAAUGAGGAUCUUUAUGAUGCGGUGGAGUUUUUGUAGCUAAGUUUCUUCAUUGAAUGAACUUCAAGAGUAUGUCUAGAUAUUAUUGGAAUGUAGAUGUAAACUUUUUCAGUCAUAUCUCAUGUUGUCUGUCAUAUGUAUGCUGAGUCCAUGGGACCUCUGCCUUUAAAAAUUC